AUGGCGGAUGAAAGCAUAUCUGGUAGGGUUACAAGAGGUAUCCCAUAUACUCUUCAAAAUUUAGAUUCCCCUUCUUUUGAUUUGGGUAUUUCUCAGCAACAACAUGAUGUUGAUGCAGCUUCUGCUGAGAAAUUGGUUGUUGAAAGGAGAUCUAAGAAAAUCCAUGAUCCUGCCAGAAUCAGAAAUCCUUCAACUGCCUCCAAAUUCCUGGUUAAACGUCUCCCCAUUCAACUGAUAUGUUAUGCUUCAUAUAUGAACCAUAACAUUAAAGAUGAGUUGAAGGACAAACUAACUGAUAGACAAUUCAAGCUAUUUUCCAAAACUAUUUUUGGACAAUAUAUGCAGAUGCAAGUUGACACUGAGGUGCAGGGUCAGUUAUUUAGGUGUUUUAUGGUUUGGGAGUUGAAGCGUAGUAAUAGCGAUGCGUUUGUUAUCGAUAUUAAUGGGACGAAAUUGACAUUCGGUCUUUUUGAAUUUGCUUUAAUUACUGGUUUAAAGUGUUACGGGGAUGAAGUUGCCUUUGACGAGGGUCCUAACAGAUUGUUGGAUGAAUAUUUCGGUGGUUCUGGUAAUAGUGUUUUAAAGAUGACUUUAAAUAAGUGCUUUGAAGACAAGGGUUGGGGUGUUGGUGAUAACGCAGAUGAAGAUGCUGUAAAGAUUGCGAUCCUGUAUUUCAUUCAUAAUUACAUACUUUCAAGUGAAAAGAGGAACGUCACAAUCCCAAGACAUCAUUUUGACUUGGUGGAGAGUGAACAGUACAAUGAAUAUACAUGGGGUAAGGAAGCAUUUGAUGAUUUGAUUAAGAGUAUUCAGCACAAGAUGGACAAGCCGAAGCAGUUUUAUUGUCUACGGGGUUUUCCUUUUGCUAUGCAAGUGUGGAUAUAUGAGUGCUGCUCUAAUGUUGACCCUAAUUUAAUGUUUAAAACCAGAAGCCGAAUCCCAAGAAUGUUUAAUUGGAGAACAGUGAACCAAAAGCCAUCAGUUAACUACUUGAUGUUGGGCAUGUUUAAGGACGGUGAGGACAUUCUUAAAUUCAACAACAUUGUUCCGACCAUGUUAGAGGUUGAGAAGCUUGGUCUGCGUGCAUACCUGGUCAACAGACUUGCACCACCACCCCAAAUACACCAAGAGGAAAAUGAAUAUGCAGAUUUUACCACAACACCUCCCCAUGUUGCUGCUGCCAAGAAAACUCAAAAGAACGAUGCUUCAAAAUCUCCACCGCACAAGAAGCCUAGGAAGAUGUCGACGACAGCAUUGCUUGUUCAGAAGUCACCAACCACAAUCCCAAAAAAUUCUACAGUUGGACAAUCAUCUAAAAAAUCUGCUUCGGUGGUAGAUAAGCCGGUUCAAUCAAAGGAAAAAGAAAAAGCUGCUCCAAGUGUCCACCGCGUUCCUGUUGACGACGUAUCCACCAGCAAACCAGUUGACCUCACAAGUUUGAGGCAGGAACUUAAUCAAUUUAAGCAGGAAGUGCUUGCUGAAUUCAAGGAUGUUUUUACUGAGCUCAAGGAUCUUCGCAAAAUUAUUGAUGAAAACUUCGAAAAGGUUUUGGAACAUGUCAAAGGGAAACAAAACUCAGAAAAGGAUGAUGACAGUAAAACUCAUGUUCCUUUACAUGAUGGCAACAUACAUCAACAAGCUGAUAAUUACAUGGACCAUGGUGACAAUAUUCACAUGGAGACUGAUACGGGUGAUGUGCAUCCAACAGAGAUUCACGUAUUUUAUAUACUUUUGGCCUGUGAUUUUUAUAAGGAGAAGGGUCUUGCACCGGAUAUUCAAGUCGGUAUUGGCAAUGAUAGCGGCGAUACGCUGAAAGCUUCAACCGAAGAGAUCGGAAGAGGUGAUUUUUCAGCAGAACCGAGACUUCGGUUGAACGUCCGGCUGAUCCAACAGAGGUAUGAUGAAAAUUUGGGAUCUACUGGACUUUAA
Molecule: messenger RNA, 1929 nt
Organism: Lycium barbarum (goji berry)
Lineage: Eukaryota; Viridiplantae; Streptophyta; Magnoliopsida; Solanales; Solanaceae
Exons: 7
Coding region: 1-1929 (642 amino acids)
Source: RefSeq, a predicted model, not a curated record